AUGAAAUCGGUAAACUCGUCGGAGGCCCAAGAAACAGCCUCUCCCUGGAAGUAUGUCACUGUUUCUUUAGUUCGACAUGCUCAGUGCGAAAGCAACGUCAACCCCAACUCGAAACCUGAUGACGCAGACCCUGAUCCUCUGACUUCCGAAGGUCAAUCUCAAGCGACAGCCCUUGGCAACUCUUACGCGCAUACUCGCAUCGACGUGCUCCUCUCAUCCACAUACGAACGCGCAGUCAGCACCGCUCUCGAGAUCUCAAAGUCGAACGACAACGACGUCCCCAUUACCAAAGAACCGAAUCUCAUUGAGCGUAAACUGGGAACUUCCAUCCCUCGACUUAUGAGCAAAGGACUUUUCAAGACUGCGAUCGCGGAGCGAGAUGGAAAUCUGUAUGAUGGGAGCGUGAAUCGCGAACACAGACCGCAAGGUGGAGGAGAGAGUUUGUCUGAUGUAGAGAGAAGGUCGGAGAAUGUGUUAGCGAUAUUAUUGAAGUAUGCUGUUGCUUUGGAUAAGGUACCGAGCGUAGUUGAGGGGAACGACCCUGUUCGGCGGUAUGAAGCGAGCACGGGCGAUGACGACACCGGAGGGCUGCAAGAAGUGCCAGAGGGCAUCAAACAUGUUGUACUGGUGAGCCAUAAUGCGUAUAUGGGGGAAUUUUACGAGAUGUUGCUGUCCUGGGGCAAAGACGACCAUGAGCAAACGGCAGUACAUUAUGGGAACACACAGUGGGUGACCGAUGAUGAAGAGACUGAGGUUCAGUUCUGGGAUCUCAAACCGCCUCCCUCUUAA
Molecule: messenger RNA, 789 nt
Organism: Stereum hirsutum FP-91666 SS1
Lineage: Eukaryota; Fungi; Basidiomycota; Agaricomycetes; Russulales; Stereaceae
Product: phosphoglycerate mutase-like protein
Exons: 3
Coding region: 1-789 (262 amino acids)
Biological process (GO): regulation of pentose-phosphate shunt; fructose 1,6-bisphosphate metabolic process; negative regulation of glycolytic process
Cellular component (GO): cytosol
Molecular function (GO): fructose-2,6-bisphosphate 2-phosphatase activity
Source: RefSeq, a predicted model, not a curated record